GUUGUCUAAGGUUUGACAUCCGCUUCCCAUCAGUUCAGUCCGAAGUCAGGGUUCCGUGUUGUGUUGUUGUUAUUUUUCAUUGCGAAUGGUGAGGCGAGGGUGUCGUAGUUAGCUGAAAACUGUGCAACAAAAGAUACGAUUCAGUUGCGAUAAUGGGUAAUCAGGUCAUACGGGGUACCAUGGGGGGUCAUAAGAAAGCAAUCACGGUAUCAUCCACGGGAAAUGAUGUUACGACGAAGAAAGGCAUGUCACGAAGUGCCUCUGGGGCCGACAUUGAACACACGUCGCACACGCAAUUCGAACCGAUUGACAAACUCGCCAAGAUCCUAACAGAACGAUCACAACAAGAGGAAUCUGUAAAUGGAGUUACCGAGAAUGUAUUUAAACGAUAUAUGUUUCCGCAGUAUCCCAAGCUUGCGGAGAAGUUGUUUUUGUUUUUACAUCGUCAGUCAAAAGCAACAACUUCCCAUCUUGGAACUUCUGCAUUCAGACAGCAGAUUGAAAGGUUUCUUUCGAUCAUGAAUGACCAAACGAUAUUGGAAAAUUAUGUCAAGAUGUAUGCCAGGGAAGGCAUAGACGUAGUCCCUGACGGCUUAGACGACUUACUAAUGGUUACUUAUCAAUUAGCUUUGGACAGCUCAAGUGGCGGACCACAGCGCUGCCCACACAUUCAUCGUACAAUCGAAUCUGUUACCAAAUCCUGUUUUCACGGCAAAGAAGUCCUAUCUGUGAGCUAUGUGAGCAAUUGGUUAUGGCAAAAUUGCCCACGGUUGUUUAACGGCCUACAUCGUUAUAUUGUCCACGCUUUCACAACGGCAUAUCGAAAUGGUGCAGCCUUACUUUCUGAAGUUCAGUCACGACCACAAUUAGCACCAGCUACACCAGUUCUAGAGCAAUCUGCACCUCUCGAUGGAUCAAAACCUCUGCUUCCUUUAAGCCAUGUCUGGCUACUUUCUGGAAGUCUUCCACUCUGUUACACGCAGGCUGAGAUUUCUCCUACGGAAGGUACUCAAGCACUGAUAGCAAAAAUGGCUGGACCAACGUACCCCAGUCAUUGGACUCUUCUUUAUAACAGUGGGCAACACGGAUCUGGUGCGAACAGAUUCAUACACCAUGUCCUGGGAUAUAAGGGUCCUACUUUAUUGUUCCUUAGGGGUGUGAGUCCUGAGGAAGGAGGCGAUCGCCCAACAUACUGUAUAUGUUCGGCCGUUGAAUGGCGUGAAUCUCACCUCUAUUGGGGUGAUGAAGAUUCCAUGGUUAUAGAGCUUUCACCCACAUUUAGAAUCGUGGAAAGAGGACCCAAGCUAGUUUAUCUAAACACAAUGAUCCGUGGCUAUCCGCAAGGUGUCCGAGCCGGCAGUGAUCCACGAAAUCCUUGCGUUGAUUUGGACAAAUCGUUCCAGUGCCUUAAACUUAACGGUGUACCUUAUCGUCUUGAUAGCUUGGAAGCUUGGGGUUGUGGAGAUCGGAAAUCCAGAGAGUUACAGUUAGAGAUUAAAAAGUGGCAAGUCAAAGAAGCUGAGAAACAGAGGGUGGUCAAGCUAAGUACGACUGAUUGGUUGGAUCACCCGGACCGCUACCUUCUUGAACUGGGUGGACGAACAUCUUACAAUAACGCGGAUAAUCGAUAAAAAUGUCCUAUCAAGAGAGUGGACAUGGCCUAACACUGGAAGCCCAGUACUUAUAGCUCAGUGGGGUUUUCUGAGAUUCGCACAAAGUACUGAUUUCAUGCUAGGACCGAGAAUAUUUUACUCACAUAGCAGAGACUGUGUUAGUACUAGAAAAGUAAGUUGUUCGUUUGUUAAAAAAAAAAAAUUCACCAAAAAGUAUUGAAUGUUUAAACAAUAUUCAAAGCAUCAUGGACUUGACGUUUUUAAAAUUGCAAAUAUUUGUAGCCUUUGAAAUUGCUCAACGUAUUUAUGUGUACCCAAAGCGAGGGUUCAAACUGCUGCUACUUACUUAUUGUUGUGAGGCGACAGUGUUUACAGGCAAGAAACUUAAUUUUUCGAAUUAUAUUAUAGGUCCCAUCAAUGAAUGUGCCAGCAUUACAAAUUCUUUGUUUCUGUUAUUUGUUUAAUACAAUGUAGAAUAAGUGACUAAAUUCGGCUAAUUGUAAUGGUUUUUCAAUGAAUUCUAUUCACUUUAAUAUUGUAUCUAAAUAUUUGCAGUUUAAUUUAUAGGUAUAUUGAAAGAAUUCGUGGAUGCCGCGCUUAGGCCUAUGUCCAUAAUCUUACUCAAGCAUCAGUAUAAGUAUUAGGUUUUAUUCUAAUUAUUAAUGUGUAAUUAUUAACGAACACAACGGCCUUAUUACUUGUCUCUUGAGUAUCUCAAUUAGGGGUACUCAAAUACGAUAUGUAAUUAUAUGAUGAAGUUAUCGAUUAUGAUCGAUAAUGUACUUAACGACCGGGUAUUGGACAUUCCCCCGCAGGAGUGAGCCUAUUUGCUCUCCUUUGUAAAGUAAUAUCUUUUAAAUAAUGUACGUUGACCUGUUACAGCGGUUCUUAAUUAUUGAAACAUGUACUUAAUACGAAGUGUACAAGGUUAUUAAACUAAUAUUACUUUUAAAAUGAUACGUUUUAGAUUAAUCUACAGGCUCGUGUAAUUUUAACUAAGAAAUUCAUUGAAUCACUUUACUUUUGUAGCUAUAUAAUCCUAUUCAGCAUGAUAAUCGAAGAAUUUGAAUCAUCAUUUGCAAACUUUUAAUGUUUAAAAAACAACAUAGGAUCGGAUCAUAUAGAUUUUCUUUCGCACGUUUAUGAUCUGCAGCUUGUAUGCAUGAAUUUUUUGUGCAACGUCGAGAAUACACAUUUGAACGAAAAAAGAACACGGUUCUUCGUAUAACAUUGAUAAAAUUUGUAAAGCGAAUUUUUUCAGUAGAGUUCGCCGGUAAAUGUCUCAUGAACGUCCUCAAAGUGUGAAGAGUGCAGGUAUUUGAAAAUUCAUACCUUCCCAUCACCAUAUAAUAGUGAGAUUAAUUUUUUUAAGCUUUGACUGCAGAAUGAUAAUUGCCGUGAAAAAUCUAAUUCGGAGACUUAGUAUUACGCAAGUUGCAUGUAUGUGAAAUAAAUUGUCGAGGUACCAUCAAAGUACACCGCUACAAGAUAUACUUAUGUAUGAAAGACGUGAGUCGAAGCCUUCCUGGACCUUAUCUACUGAUGCGUAAUCAGCGUAACGAAUAAUUAUUGUGUAAAAGGUUGCGCGUAUUAAUAAAUGCACAAUGCAUGUGCUUGAAUUGA
Molecule: messenger RNA, 3236 nt
Organism: Neodiprion fabricii
Lineage: Eukaryota; Metazoa; Arthropoda; Insecta; Hymenoptera; Diprionidae
Exons: 6
Coding region: 153-1631 (492 amino acids)
Source: RefSeq, a predicted model, not a curated record